This is a messenger RNA of Glycine soja, 1786 nucleotides long. RefSeq lists its product as uncharacterized. The transcript has 3 exons. The record is from RefSeq and is a predicted model, not a curated record. Bases 367 to 1410 code for a protein of 347 amino acids. Gene Ontology annotation, cellular component: cytoplasm. NCBI's taxonomy places the organism in Eukaryota, Viridiplantae, Streptophyta, Magnoliopsida, Fabales, Fabaceae.
UGGCUGGAUCUUCCAUUUGGGCCUCAUGUUCCCUUUGCUAUCAAACGCUCUCCAUCUCGUAACUCCCAAGACCUUUCCACGCAGAGUGCUGCAAUAACAAGUCCUUGCAAUUUCACUCAACUCAACCAAGCCAAAACUUAGAAUUUUCCAUUACUUUUCCUUUAAUUCUUAUUAUUAUCUUGAUUAUUUUCUAAAAUUCCAAGUGCAGAUCCUUCAAUUCAAUUCUCUCUGCGAAUCAUUGGAACUUUCAAGCACCACAUUUUCCCCACUCACUACUCCAUGUGACCCCAUUGAUCACUUCUGUGAUCCAAUGAUUCCGUUGCUUCGCUUCACUCUCUCCCAAAUCAUAGAAAAAACCCCAUUACAAUGAACAAUUACCCUUUUGGAUCCCAAGCCCCCAAGUCCUUUCCCGCAUACCCAAAAACCGAAUUCGACUUAGAAUCAGGAACCGCCAUAAAGCGAACCCGAAAGCCCAAAAAUUCGCCCUUUCACCCUCUCAGAAUGAUUAAAUCAUUUGGGAACCGUUUUCAUCACUUCUUCAAGCUUCACCCUCUAAUGGGUCUCUUCCUAGCCUUGUGCUUUGUGCUCGCACUUGCCAUGAUUCUCUCUUUGUAUGGCACCCAAUAUGGGGUGCAGAGUGGUGGUUAUGUGAAAUCUGACAUGGGUUUUGAUGAUUACCCUUUUUCCAAGCUUCAGAACCUUGUGAUGGUUGCUGGGCAUUCCAUUUACACUAGUAGUAGUUGUGGCAAAAUUGAGAAGGAGGAUUCUUGGUUUUUGGAGUCUUAUCAGAAGAAUCCAGGCCAAGCUGCCACUUUUGUGACACACAUUCAUGAGGGGAUUGAGAUUGUGGCAAGGGAUGACUCUGCUUUGCUGCUCUUCAGUGGGGGAGAGACUCGGAGAGAUGCUGGCCCCCGCAGCGAGGCUCAGAGUUACUGGGCUGUUGCGGAUUCGAAAGGGUGGUUUGGUAAGGAAGAAAGUGUGAAAUGGAGAGCACUUACAGAGGAGCAUGCACGAGACAGCUUUGAAAACCUUCUAUUUAGUGUUUGUCGAUUCCGGGAGCUUACUGGCACCUAUCCCCAAAAUAUAACUGUUGUAAGUUAUGAUUUCAAGGAAAAAAGAUUUGCACAUCUACACCGAUCUGCUAUCGGCUUUCCAGAAUCAAGGUUCUUCUAUACCGGCACUCCUGCUACAUCAAAUGCAAAAGCAACUGCUCUAAAAGGUGAGGAAUUGGUCAGAACUCAAUUCCAAAGAGAUCCAUUUGGAUGUCGAGGUUCACUUUAUCACAAGAAACUAAAGCGUGACCCUUUUCAUCGGUCAAUUCCUUAUCCCAAUGGGUGUCCUGAAAUUGAAGGAUUAUUCAAAUAUUGUGGACCAACUCCUUAUCCUGGUGCACUCCCGUGGGCACAGUAAACUGACACGGUCAGAUUAUACCACUGUAUGCUAACAAAAUAGAGAUAUUAGAUGCAAAUUAAGUUGACUUAACAUUGCAUGACUUUGUUGAUAAAAGAUGUGAAGAUGAAAUUUUGUUCUGGAGAGAUGAUGAUAAAUUGUGUAGAUCAAAAUGUUGUUGCAUGUUUGUGUGAGGAGAUUUCUUUAAUUGAACUCAGUUACUCAAAUUGACGGUUGCGAUAGUCAGAUAGGAAAUGUUUUGCUUUCUGAGAGGGAUGCAUUUUGUUACAUGUUUUGUUGCUUUAAUGUUGAUAUAGAUGUUCAGCAAAAAAUAAUGUUGAUAUAUAUGUUACAGGAUAAAUAUUGAAUGCAAUUAUGUCCAGGCUUCAUGUUUCUA